Molecule: messenger RNA, 450 nt
Organism: Entrophospora candida
Lineage: Eukaryota; Fungi; Glomeromycota; Glomeromycetes; Entrophosporales; Entrophosporaceae
Source: the annotation of a GenBank genome assembly
AUGACAUCCAGCAUCCCAAGAUAUCCUAAUUUGCCAUCCAGAUGUAACCUUCAAAUUGAUUCUUCUUUGUUAACAUCAAGACAGUUAAGGAUAAUUAUCAAUUGGAUCAGAAAUAUCAGAAAUGAACUAAAUAUCAAUUCUACACCAUUUGGAAAUAAAUACACAUUUACUCUUUUAUAUAAGGCAUCACAUGAUGGUUUCCAAAAUAAUAUAUUUAAUGAUCAAUGUGCAAGUCAAGGCUCUUGUCUUGUAGUCACAAAAUGUGAUGAAACAAACAAGAUUAUUGGUGGAUAUACUUCAGUUGGAUUCAAUUAUAGUUAUGGUUAUUAUAAUGAUUCUCAAAAAAACUUUGGCUCUUUACUAGAUGAUGUAUGUGACUUUAAUGUGUUGAUAUCUGUUGGGAAAAAACCAAAUGUUAAGGAAUUCAAAGCUCAUUCAAAUAUUUUAAGA